ACCGAUCCGGUACGCGUCUGAGUCAACAGAGUGUGUCCAAACAGCGGCUUGUGAGAUUUGUAAUUAUCGACUCAUUGCGCGUGCAUACUCAACUAUAUCGUCAGCUAACUUCUGCACCUACCAUUGUCAUAGACGUCUCCGCGAAACCGGACAUCAUGUCGGCCAAAACGACGUUUUGGUUUGCGGUCAUGGUCUUGACCGUGGUCGCUUCGGCCGUUGCUGGACCGUUGGCUACCGUCAACACCCCGGAAUCGGAAAAUGAAGCCGCCGUUGUUAACACGUUGGCACCAUCGAAGACCGAUACAUCAGCAGAUGCAUCGGUUGAACCAACUGACUUGCUGCCACCCGCCAAACCUGUCGAGCAACAACAGAAUCAGCAGACCGAGGGUUCGUCCGAAGUGGAACUGGUGCCGACUGAUCCCGGUAAGUUCGAUGUGAUGCCGAACGUCAGUGUCCAGCCCGACGAGCCCGUCGCGUCGGACCCGCCAAGCACUGCGGUGUCCGGAAUCGGUUCGCCGAGUGCCGCGCCGGCCGCCGGAACCGACUUGCCGAGCGCCGCGGGAACAGGCCCGGCUUACGGCAAGAAACCCAGACCGCCGUACUACCCGACCGGCGUACAGACCGCCGUGGGCUUCGGGCCUGCCCACCCUAGCAUCCCGUUCUUCUUGGAGUUCUUCCAGCCGUUCCAGUCGUUGCAGCCACCAUUCAGGCACCAGCAGCAGCCGUUCGGCGCCUCCGUCGAUCCGUUCUAUCCGUUCGCGUCGGCCCCGGCUCCGGCCCAACCGUCUCCUUUCCAUCAGCUGGUCGAAGCGUACACUAACGAGUUCAGAACUCCCAACGUCAUUAUAGUAAAACCAAAAAGAAACGUUAAACAUAACACUACAUCAAUUCCACCUAUUCCAUUACUAAUGAACAUCAUGCUUAACGCUUUUCGGCACGAGCCGACAGAUAUGCUAGAAAGUUUGGAGAAAAUGCCGACCAUGCCGCAAAUGACCAACGUGGUUAACAAGCAAGACGGUUCAGGAAAGCCCUUAACCAAGACUACGUCCAAAACCGAGAUCAUUGACGGCCAUGUGGUCCAAGUUAACGAAACGACGUACAGCGACGGUGACGAGAACCACAAGACUUUCUAUCAUUUCAAAGAGAUCCAGGUACUUCCGGAUACAGUUAACAAGAAAAUUGCCAACGAAAAAUUGGUGACAAUGACCAAGGACGAUUCAGAGUCGCAAAGAGUGGAGACGAACGAGAUCAGACAAGAUCCAGCCGAUGCCACCACCUCAUUUCCAGAGAGAGGAGAUGAAAAAUUGAAAGAAAUGAGAAAGGCCGGACCCGUUCCACUGGACGAUCACUACCAGACGGCCGCGGCCAGUUACUACUCACCGUACGCCCCCGCGUACUACGGACCGCGCCCAGUGAUGCACCCCACCGGUCAGCUGGUGUACUACGGCCGACCACCGGUCGGUUACGGACAUCCGAUGUCCGGUCCGUACGGCCACCCGAUACCCGGCCCGUAUGGCGGCCACCCGAUACCCGGCCCGUACGGCGGCCACCCGGUGCACUACGAACAGCAGCAGCGGCCGAUCAGCUUGUACGGUGACACACUAGUCAACGAUCUGCUAGACGCGUCCAACCAGGCGGCCGGCGUGGAAGUCGUGUUGCCGCCCGAUGUGGAGCUGAUCGACGUCGACCGCAAGCCGCAACGCGGCAAUCAACAGCUGUACUACAAAUCGGACCCACGUCAACAACGACCGACGCCGCCGUCGCGGUCGCAACAGGUUUUCCGCGCGCCGUCGGCAUGAGGUGUCCGACCAACGGCCUGUUGUUGCCGUUGUUGCGCCGACGAUGUUGUGAUUACCGGAAAAUAAUUUUAUACCGUAGAUGAUGUAAUGCUAUCGCAUAAUAUAAAUUGCAAAAAAAAAAUAAAAACUAAAAAAAAAAAAUAAAAUAGUCGUCGGUAGAGACGAUCAUCCUACGAGUGUGUUCGCUAGACCCCAAGUCAUUAUUUUAGUCUCGCGCCACGACAAUUUAUUUUGUAACGUUUUGUACAUAUAAUAUUAUUUUAAAUACCACAUCGUUUUUCAGCGAUGAUGUGUCGCGCAACACUGAUAGUUUAUCUAAUUUUUUUUCCAUCAUCCCGUUCGCUGCUGCUCCGUCGUGUUUCCCAUCCACCAACGGUUAUUAUUAUUGUUAUUAAUCAUCAAAAUCGCUACUCGUAUGGUCGAAUCGUGAUGACGCAACAGUGACGCACGCAUAUCUUAUCAAAUAUCGAAUUUUUACCUCAUGCGAGUUUCUCGGCUGUGUUCGUCGAAGGUAGUAUUACGUUCAACGGGGCUUAGACGGUUUCGAAACGUCAUAAUCCGUUUCGUACGAAAAUCCACUUCUGGAAUCUGGCUUCAGUGAUGUUUCCGAACACCUCAUCCCAUCCUUAAUCUUGUUCAUACGUCGUUGUACGUACCGCGAUCAAUAAAUUAUCUAAAAUCGUAAAGAGGAAUUUUAUCGAAUCUUGACGGUCAAAUAAAUAAAAAGCCUAACAAUAUUACUAUGUUACAAGCUUUCGGUUACAGUAACCUAUUUAAACACCAUAUGUGACCAUUAUAUGGCAUUCAUAAAUAUUAAUCUGGACAACUUGAAUGUUUUUGGUUCUGCUCCAUUCACUCCAAGUACUCGCGAGUCGACUAUUACGAUACGUACCCACUAAAUAUAUACUAACUCGUGUUAUAACAAUAAUAAUCAGAUCUCAUCGUGCACGUGAUACGCAUCGUUCUAAAUGUAUAAAAAAACAUUAUAAUGUGUCGAGACACGUCAUAUAGCGACGGAGCAGUAUCGGAUCACUGAACAUUUCCGUUAUCGCGGAGCUCGAUCAACUGUUUAU
Molecule: messenger RNA, 2872 nt
Organism: Sipha flava (yellow sugarcane aphid)
Lineage: Eukaryota; Metazoa; Arthropoda; Insecta; Hemiptera; Aphididae
Exons: 6
Coding region: 156-1799 (547 amino acids)
Source: RefSeq, a predicted model, not a curated record